Messenger RNA from Phyllostomus hastatus (greater spear-nosed bat), 2025 nucleotides. RefSeq names its product fascin actin-bundling protein 2, retinal (gene FSCN2). Gene Ontology annotation, biological process: cell migration; actin filament bundle assembly; establishment or maintenance of cell polarity. Gene Ontology annotation, molecular function: protein-macromolecule adaptor activity; actin filament binding. Bases 532 to 2025 code for a protein of 497 amino acids. NCBI's taxonomy places the organism in Eukaryota, Metazoa, Chordata, Mammalia, Chiroptera, Phyllostomidae. Gene Ontology annotation, cellular component: cytoplasm; actin cytoskeleton. The transcript has 5 exons. The record is from RefSeq and is a predicted model, not a curated record.
GCUCUCACUGGGCCAGGAAGGCGCUGGGCAGGGCUGGCGGGUCCGUGCGCUGGGUCUGGGGGCCCUGGGGCUGGCGGUGAGGGGGAGAGGGCCAAGAGGUGCCAGGGCCACGAGGUGGGAACAGGGCCGGGGCCCGGGCCGCAGCUGCCGCCGGGGACCCCACGGGGUGGGUCAGGCCCUCCGCGGGGGCGCCGUCCAGCCCCACGGACCCGGCUGCGGCCCCUCCACCGUCCGGGAGCAGCUGAAAUCCAAGCUGGGGCGAAGACAGGCGGCCGCUGCCCCUAAGCCGGCCCAGGUCUGAUCCGCCCCCCACCCGCCCUCCUCUGCCCGCCAGUCAUGUAAGAGCUGCCUGGGCCCGCAGCCACCAGCCAGGGCAGCGUCCGAGCGGGCGGGCGGGCAGCGGGUCCAUGACGCCGGCGGGGCCCGGGGGCCACGGGCCAGCCCAGCGGAGCCGGGCCUCUGGGGGCCGCCGGGGGCCGUGAGCGCGCAGACAGAGCCGUCCAGGCCCCCCGCCGGGCCGCCACCGCCGUGAUGCCCACCAAUGGGCUGCACCAGGUGCUGAAGAUCCAGUUCGGCCUGGUCAACGAUGCCGACCGCUACCUGACGGCCGAGAGCUUCGGCUUCAAGGUCAACGCCUCGGCGCCCAGCCUCAAGAGGAAGCAGACGUGGGUGCUGGAGCCCGUCCCGGGCCAGGGCGCCGCCGUGCUGUUCCGCAGCAGCCACCUGGGCCGCUACCUGUCGGCCGAGGAGGACGGGCGCGUGGCCUGCGAGGCGGAGCGGCCGGGCCGCGACUGCCGCUUCCUGGUGCUGCCGCAGCCGGACGGGCGCUGGGCGCUGCGGUCGGAGCCCCACGGCCGCUUCUUCGGCGGCACGGAGGACCGGCUGUCCUGCUUCGCCACCGCCGUGUCCCCGGCCGAGCUGUGGACGGUGCACCUGGCCAUCCACCCGCAGGCCCACCUGCUGAGCGUGAGCCGGCGGCGCUACGCCCACCUGUGCCCGCAGGAGGACGAGAUCGCGGCCGACAGCAACGCGCCGUGGGGCGUGGACGCGCUGGUCACGCUCAUCUUCCGCGGCCGCCAGUACUGCCUGCGCGCCUGCGACAGCCGCUACCUGCGCAGCGACGGCCGGCUGGUCUGGGAGCCCGAGGCCCGCGCCCGCUACACCCUGGAGUUCAAGGCCGGCAAGCUGGCCUUCAAGGACUGCGACGGCCGCUACCUGGCGCCCGUGGGGCCCGCCGGCACGCUCCGCGCCGGCCGCAACACGCGGCCCGGCAAGGACGAGCUGUUCGACCUGGAGGAGAGCCACCCGCAGGUCGUGCUGGUGGCCGCCAACCACCGCUACCUGUCCGUGCGGCAAGGGGUCAACGUCUCCGCCAACCAAGACGAGGAGCUGGACCACGAGACUUUCCUGAUGCAGAUCGACCGGGAGACGAAGAAGUGCACCUUCUACUCCUGCACCGGGGGCUACUGGGCCCUGGUGACCCACGGGGGCAUCCAGGCCACGGCCACCCAAGUCUCGGCCAGCACCAUGUUCGAGAUGGAGUGGCGAGGCCGGCGGGUGGCCCUCAAGGCCAGUAACGGGCGCUACGUGUGCAUGAAGAAGAACGGGCAGCUGGCGGCCAUCAGCGACUUCGUGGGGAUGGCUCCCCCUGCAGGCGAGGACGAGGAGUUCAUCCUCAAGCUCAUCAACCGGCCCAUCCUGGUGCUGCGCGGCCUGGACGGCUUCGUGUGCCACCGCCGCGGCUCCAACCAGCUGGACACCAACCGCUCGGUGUACGACGUCUUCCACCUGAGCUUCAGCGACGGCGCCUACCAGAUCCGAGGGCGCUGCGGGUUCUGGCACACCGGCAGCCACGGCAGCGUGUGCAGCGACGGCGAGCGCGCCGAGGACUUCCUCUUCGAGUUCCGCGAGCGCGGCCGCCUGGCCAUCCGCGCCCGGAACGGCAAGUACCUGCGCGGCGGCGCCUCGGGGCUGCUGCGCGCCGACGCGGACGUGCCCGCCGGGGUCGCGCUCUGGGAGUACUGA